AUGGCUCGUGGAGAAGGAACCACGUCAACAAAGACCGAAAAGGGGAGCACUGCUCCGAAGGCUCAAUCCUUGAAAAAGGAGGAAGCGCCUAAGGAAUCUGCCGAAAUCAAGGUUCCAGAAAAGGGCCCCCAGCCCAGCAGGUUGGCGCAGGAAUUGCGCAGUUACCAGGCUGAGAGGAAGAGGCAUUCGAUGGACGUAUAUGUCCAGAUCACGGGUCUGGACUCAGGGAAAACGCGCGGAGUCAAGGCGCUGCUCGAUAGCAGCUGCAGUACCUGCUGCAUCGAUACCGACUACGCACGGGCAGAGAAGUUGGAUAUCCAAGAGCUUCCACAACCCAUUGUGGCUCGUAAUGCCGACAACACCGAGAACAUCAGUGGUCGGAUCACGCACUACGUCGAUCUGAGGAUGAGAAUCGGUCCUCAUGUGGAGACACGCAUGUUCCUUCUGACGUGCUUAGGGAAAGCCCGGAUCUUCAUCGGUCUUGAUUGGCUGAUGGAACACAACCCCGAGGUGGAUUGGCAGGAGCAGACCAUGAGAUUCAGCCGAUGCCCAGAGCGGUGUCACAUGAGAGGUCGCGAGGAACAUCAAGCGAUGAUUGACAUGGAUGCAAUCAACCUGGACAUGGGCGCACCAGAUCUGGAAGAGGAAGAAUCGAUCCUGUUGGUUGAUUUUGGGAAGGAAGUGGACCUGCGAUUGAAGGAAACGCCG
This is a messenger RNA of Mycena citricolor, 708 nucleotides long. The record is from the annotation of a GenBank genome assembly. NCBI's taxonomy places the organism in Eukaryota, Fungi, Basidiomycota, Agaricomycetes, Agaricales, Mycenaceae.